Molecule: messenger RNA, 2630 nt
Organism: Seriola dumerili (greater amberjack)
Lineage: Eukaryota; Metazoa; Chordata; Actinopteri; Carangiformes; Carangidae
Gene: acaa1
Product: acetyl-CoA acyltransferase 1
Exons: 12
Coding region: 247-1536 (429 amino acids)
Biological process (GO): phenylacetate catabolic process; fatty acid beta-oxidation
Cellular component (GO): peroxisome
Molecular function (GO): acetyl-CoA C-acyltransferase activity
Source: RefSeq, a predicted model, not a curated record
CCCUCUGGUCCUGAUCAGCUGUCAAUCAACGCUUCUGAGUAAAGUUGAACUCGUGUCACUUGUUUUAAAGCCUUUGGUUUCAGGCCUGUUCAACUGAAAUGAAGUGAAACAGGUGUUUUAAAAGAAGGAGAAGAAGAAGACGAACACUCGCCCCCUUCGCGUUCUAAUUGUCCCUCUCCUCUCCCCGUCCUGAAGCAGGAAGUGGCUCCAGUCGUACGGACUGAACUCAGGUGUUUCAUCGUCGCAAUGCACAGGCUGAAGAUAAUCUCAGGUCACCUGUCUCCCUCCACUUCCUCCGACCACAGGCGGGAUUUAUGGAGGUCAGAAUGUGGCUCCGGAUCCGGAUCUGCAGCGAGCAGCGGUCCGGACGACGUGGUGGUGGUUCACGGACUGAGGACCGCUAUCGGGAGAGCGAAGAGAGGAUCUUUCAAGGACACCACACCUGACGAGCUGCUGAGUGCAGCGAUGACAGCUGUGCUGACAGAUGUUGGACUGUCACCCGCCGAGCUGGGGGACGUCUGUGUGGGUAACGUGCUGCAGCCUGGAGCCGGGGCUCUGAUGGCCAGAGUGGCUCACUUCCUCAGUGGGUUUCCAGACACCGUCCCAGUCUACACGGUGAACAGACAGUGCUCAUCAGGGCUUCAGGCUCUGUUCAACAUCGCAGGAGCCAUCAGGAGUGAAUGCAUCGACCUGGGCCUGGCCUGCGGUGUGGAGAGCAUGUCUCUGCGUUCGGUAGGAAACCCUGGAGACCUGAGCUCCAGGCUGAUGGACAACGACAAGGCUAGAGACUGCAUCAUCCCCAUGGGCAUCACCUCAGAGAACGUUGCGGAGAGGUUUGGCGUGUCCAGAGAGAAGCAGGACGCCUUCGCUCUCAGCUCUCAGCAGAAAGCGGCUCGGGCUCAGGCGUCGGGACUGUUCGACCAGGAGAUCGUCCCCGUCAUCACCAAGCUCGUGGACGAUGGCGGUAAAGAGCGAGAGGUGACGGUGCGGAGAGACGACGGCGUCAGACCUGGGACCAGUCUGGACGGACUCGGGAAACUGCGUCCAGCCUUCAAACCUGACGGCAGCACCACGGCAGGUAACUCCAGCCAAGUGAGUGACGGAGCAGCGGCCGUGCUGAUUGGUCGCAGGUCAGCGGUGGAGGCUCUGGGUCUGCCGGUGCUGGGGGUCCUGAGGGCCAGUGCGGUGGUGGGGGUUCCUCCUGAUGUCAUGGGGAUUGGACCGGCGUUCGCCAUCCCUGCAGCUCUGGAGCGAGCUGGACUGACGGUGGCCGACAUCGACGUGUUUGAGAUCAACGAGGCCUUUGCCAGUCAGGCCGUGUACUGCGUGGAGAAGCUGGGGAUCCCGCUGGAGAAGGUGAACCCUAACGGAGGCGCCAUCGCCCUGGGUCACCCUCUGGGCUGCACCGGAGCCCGACAGGUGGUGACGCUGCUCAACGAGCUCAGGCGCAGAGGCAGGAGGGCGUACGGCGUCGUGUCCAUGUGCAUCGGGACCGGGAUGGGAGCCGCCGCCGUCUUCGAAUACCCGGGGCCGUAGGAGCCGACUGCUCAUCAAGACCGUGGGACUGUGAUUGAUUGACCUGCUGAAAGUUACUCUAACACUUCGCUCAGGUGUGACUAAACGAGAUCAGAGCCGCAGGGACUAAUUGAUGAGAUGAUAAUUAAUCAGUUUGAACUUUGGAACGUUGCUUGAAUAAAACCUGAAAUAAAAACAUUUUCACUUUCUUAUAGAGGAACUAAUCAGCUGAUUAAUUGAUUAGGAUCAUGACUGUCCUGCAGCGUUUAAAUGUCUGAGAGCAGACGCCUCCGUCCUGCUGUGACCUCAGUGAGAAAACAAACAGGAUUAAAAGCUUUCCACAGGUAAACACUGAGAGGCUUUUAUUGUGAAACAGCUACAGGAAAGUUAGCAGAGCUGUUCUACAGUAACAGGUUUACACAGAGACAGGAGCACGCUGCUUAAAGUGACAGUUGUGGUUAUGAGACGUGGGCUGGUGUGAGGUCGUCAUGUGCGGUCAGUGUGUUUCCUGCAGCAGAUUCAGGUAGGACAGGUGCACUCAGAGUGAUGAGCUGCAGUGGGCGGGGCCAGCAGAAAACACCUGUUGUUUUACUUGCCUUUCAGGGUUUGUGUAUUAGGAUGAAAACUGAAUUUUUCCUAUAUAUAUUUUUUCCACAUGUGGCUCCUCCCCCUCCCCUGUAUCAACAGAUGUCUUUUAAAAGUGUCUAACACAGGGGUUUUCUGCUGGCCCCGCCCACAGCAGCUCAUCACUCUGAGUGUACCUGUCCUACCUGAAUCUGCUGACUGAACGUGACGACCUCACACCAGCCCACGUCUAACAACCACAACUUUACCUUUAAUAUGACAGGAAGCAGCCGCCGCAGUGACACUCAGUAUCUGCAGCUCUGUAAUUAAUGCAGCUAAUUAUCAAAUGGUGUUUUUGAUAAUUAGCUGCAUUGAUCAGGAAUCCAUGAGUGAAGAUACUGAGCUUGACUUAAUGUAAGUGUGUGAGGACAAACUUAAUAACAGACUAAUAGUUUAUUAUUCUAACACGUCACUGGAGCUGCUGUAAUCAUGAAUGACAAUAUAAGAAAAAGUCUUUGUGUUAAAGUCUGAAUAAACACGUCACGUCUUUC